Penicillium mononematosum is the source of this 1422-nucleotide messenger RNA. Its product is annotated as MIZ zinc finger domain protein. The transcript has a single exon. The record is from RefSeq and is a predicted model, not a curated record. NCBI's taxonomy places the organism in Eukaryota, Fungi, Ascomycota, Eurotiomycetes, Eurotiales, Aspergillaceae. Gene Ontology annotation, molecular function: zinc ion binding; SUMO ligase activity. The coding region runs from base 1 to 1422 and encodes 473 amino acids. Gene Ontology annotation, biological process: protein sumoylation.
AUGCAGCGUCGAACAAUGCCUACAACUUCAGUAGCGCCUGCUAACUCCUCCACCGCCUCCCUCCAGCCGAGUGCUCUCACCUCUGCGCAUCCAUCGCAGUCACUCCACGCUCCAUCGCCCAUAUCCACAACACCCACUACAACAAACCAUAUGGCCCAGCACCCGCUGCCACCGCAAAGGCCUAAUAACCAUUACAACCGACAGCAUUCGAUGAAUUUGCAGUCGUCUGCCUCGCCGAGCACACGCGUGCCUCAGGGACAGCCUCCUACGGGACAGCAUUUCCAGCCUUUACCUAACUCUGCCUUCCUCCCGGUACCCGGCCACAGAGCGCCCAUGAUGGUGAACCCAAAUCCAACGCGUUUCGGUCUACAUCUGGUUGAUCUCCGCGAUUCUAUGAAGAAGCUGGUAAAACGAAGUUCAGAUGGCAAUGAAGUUGAGACUGAUUUGUUUACCUAUCUCGAUACCUUCGUCGUACACCCAACCUUCGUCAACGUUGACCAGUCGAUCUACACGUGGAAUUUCUCUUUCACGCAUGAUGAGCAACAAAAGUUCCCACACGUAGCUCACGGGAAGGAAGGCCAAUAUUCGGUUUGGACCUUUAGGCCCGGUUGCCGGACUAUUCGCCUGCGAUGCAUUCGUCUCCCUGGCGAUCCAAACACCGUGACGGAGCAGACUUGGUCUACCGCCAGCACUUUCUGGCCUAGUGUCUUUUACAUUCAUGUGAAUGACAAAGAGCUCUAUGUGCGCCGGAAGGUUCACAACGGAAAAGACCUGCCUCUGGACAUCACCGAGAACCUCAAAGCAGGCGAAAACAGUGUACGGCUCGAUAUGAUCUUAGGACAGGAUGAGUGCAAGACCUCCAAAUACGUCUUCGGAGUGGAAGUCAUGGAGGUCGCCGAGUUCGACCAGAUACUCAGCCUGGUCCAAUCCGUCUCUGCCGCGGACUCUCGUGCAGCAAUCAAAAAGCGUCUCUCUCCCAUCACCGACGACGAUGACCUGGCAGUUGUCACCGACAACCUCACAAUCGACCUAGUGGACCCCUUUAUGGCACGCAUCUUCGAUGUCCCCGUUCGCUCGCGCCACUGCAACCACCAUGAAUGCUUCGACCGUGACACUUUCAUAAGGACCAGGAAGUCCGUAUCCGGUCUGACACCCAUGGUCGAUAACUGGCGCUGCCCGAUCUGCAAGGGAGACGCACGCCCGCAGUUCUUGGUCGUCGAUCAAUUCCUUGUCGAGGUCCACGCUCAGCUUGCCCGUACAAACCGACUUAAUGGGAUUCGAGCAAUCCAGAUCAAAGUUGAUGGAACCUGGACCCCCAAGUAUGACACCGAUGAAACCUCGCCCGCGGCAGACAGACCCUUUUCUCCGAAGCGCAAGGCCGAAGGCCCUUUCGGGCCCUGUUGCCGUGCGUACCAAGGCUGA